Molecule: messenger RNA, 2723 nt
Organism: Grammomys surdaster
Lineage: Eukaryota; Metazoa; Chordata; Mammalia; Rodentia; Muridae
Gene: Plekha4
Product: pleckstrin homology domain containing A4
Exons: 20
Coding region: 111-2447 (778 amino acids)
Source: RefSeq, a predicted model, not a curated record
CAGAGAGAAGGAAAGAAAGCAAAUAGGUGAGGAGAGAGACCAACUGUGAGAGUCAAAAAAAAAAGAGGUGUUGACAGAUCCUGUCACCAGGACACCAGAGCUGGCUCUCGAUGGAGCAGGGCCGACCCCGGAGCAGCCUCAGCCUGGCCAGCAGUGCUUCCACCGUAUCCUCUCUGAGUAGCCUGAGCACCAAGAAGCCUACGCGUGCCGUACACAAGGUCCAUGCCUUUGGGAAAAGGAACAAUGCUCUUCGGCGAGACCCCAACCUGCCGGUCCACAUUCGUGGCUGGCUGCAUAAGCAGGACAGCUCAGGCCUCCGGCUGUGGAAACGCCGUUGGUUCGUCCUUUCAGGCCAUUGCCUCUUCUACUACAAGGACAGCAGAGAGGAGAGUGUCCUGGGCAGUGUAUUGUUACCCAGCUACAGUGUCAGGCCAGAUGGGCCAGGAGCACCACGUGGCCGGCGAUUCACCUUCACAGCAGAGCACCCAGGCAUGAGGACCUAUGUCCUUGCAGCUGACACAUUGGAGGACCUGAGAGGUUGGCUUCGAGCACUGGGAAGGGCCUCCCGUGCAGAGGGGGAAGAUUGUGGACUACCGAGGUCACCUGCACGUCCCAGGCCUGGGGAAGGUCCUGGGGGUCCCGGAGGACCCCCAGAGGUGAGCAGAAGGGAAGAGGGGCGCAUCUCAGAAUCACCAGAGGUAGCUCGGCUCUCCAGAGGUCUUGGCAGACAUGAAAUGCACCCCAGCUCUACAGCUGAUCUGCGGCCUGACACCUGGAGUCGGAGAACCAGGAGCCCAGAGCUGUUCUCGUCCCUUUCCCGGCCUCCCUCCCCUCUGAGCCUUCCCCGUCCUCGGUCUGCCCCGGCCCGGCGACCCCCUCUCUCUGCAGGAGACAUUUCAUUUCCUGCCCGACCGCACACUCCCUUGAGUCGCAUCGAUGUCCGACCUCCUCUGGAUUGGGGACCCCAAAGACAGACCCUCUCCCGACCUCCCAUUUCACGCCGAGGACCUUCCUCUGAAGCUGGCGGAGGACGGCCACCCAGGAGUCCCCAGCCCUGGACACCAGAGCACAGAACGCAGUCUACCCAGGCCUCCGCUGGUGCGUCCACUUAUCUCCAGCUGCCCCCAAGACUCCCUGGGACCCAGGCCUCCAUGAUUUUGUUGCCAGGACCCCCUGUGGACUCCACUUUGCAUCAGAGCUUGGAGACAGAUACUUUGUUGACCAAGCUGUGUGGGCAGGACCGGCUCCUGAGGCAGCUACAGGAGGAUCUGGACAAGAGGCAGGAGGAGAAGGAACAGCUAGAGGCUGCCCUGGAGCUGACCCGGCAGCAGCUGGGCCAAGCUACCAGGGAGGCUGCAGCUUCUGGGAAGGCCUGGGGUCGCCAGCGCCUUCUGCAGGACCGGCUGGUGAAUGUGAGGGCUGCUCUGUGUCACCUGGCUCAGGAGCGAGAGCGGGUUUGGGACACGUACAGCGGCCUGGAGCAGGACCUUAGCACCUUAAGAGAGACUCUCGAGUACCUGCUGCACCUCGGGUCUCCCCAGGACCGAGCAUCUGCUCAGCAGCAGCUAUGGAUGGUGGAGGACACGCUGGCAGGUCUAGGUGGCCCCCAGAAACAGCCCCCACAUACUGAGACCAAGUGUCCAUCCCCUGUACCCCAAGGAGAGGAGUCCUCAGAGCGGGAGAGCCUUUCAGAGUCACUGGAGCUCAGCUCCCCUCAGUCCCCUGAGGUGGACUGGGGUCGACCCCCAGGAGGUGACAGAGCCCUCAGCAGCCCUCAGUCAGGUGUUGGGUCUCCAAGGGUCUCCCGGGCAUCCAGCCCUGAAUGUCCUCAACCUUCAUCCCCGCCGCUGAGAACUAAGGCCCCGCUGGUACGGCCCCGAAUGAGCGCGCAGGAGCAGCUGGAGCGCAUGCGUAGAAACCAAGCCUGUGGGCUCCCUCUUCCUCGCUCUACCUCCCCAAGGCUCCUGACCCUGGGGAAGACACUGUCCCCAGCUCCCCGCCAGCCUGACAUGGAGCAGAGGCCUAUUGUAGGAGCUGGGAAAUGGCUCAGGAGCUCUGGGUCGUGGAGUAGUCCCAGGCACUCCACAGCUUACUCACCAGUAUCUGGAGACCACCGGGAGCGAGUGCUCAGCCUCUCCCAAGCUCUGGCUACAGAGGCUUCCCAGUGGCACAGGCUGAUGACAGCCUCUCCAGGGAGAAAUUUGGACACCAGGGGAGACAGUCUCCAGCCAAGCCCGCAGCCUCCCAGUGAGGAACUGCCCCAGGUUACCUCAUCCCCAACUUCUCACAAGGCUACAUCUGCUGCCACAGAGUCCUCAUGCCAAGAGAGGGGGAGAGGCCUGGCCCCCUGGGAGCCCAGGUGGGACCCUGGGAAGGCCCCUCCAGCUCUGGCCCAGGAAGAGGGGGCGUGGCCCCUGAGAGUCACUCUGCUGCAGUCCAGCUUUUGACUCCCAUCUUUGCACUGGGUGCUACAAGCUGGAAGCACAACCAUGUGGUGUGGGACCACUCGGGACCACAGGAGAGGCUCAUUGUGGCGUGGGACCACUCGGGUCCAUAGGAGAGGCUCAUUGUGGCAUGGGACCACUCGGGUCCACAGGAGAGGCUCAUUCCAGCGUGGAUUCUAGGAGGGCCGGGGCUGCUAUGGUCAAAGAUUGAUUAUCCCAACACUGUCCAAACUUGGAUUAAAACUUGGAAUUAGUCAAUAAAUAGCUCUAUUCUCUCUA